CCUGGCGUCCCCUCCGAAGGCGGAAGCGCCGCUUCGUCUGUCGGGUCAGCCGACGGGCUGGCUGCGGGCCUCACCCGGCGCGGCCUCCUCCGAGCAGCCCGCCAUGGCGUCGGAGGGGCCGCGAGAGCCCAAAGGCGAGGGCAUCAAGUUAUCAGCAGAUGUCAAACCGUUUGUCCCUAAAUUUGCUGGGCUCAAUGUGGCAUGGUCAGAGUCCUCAGAAGCAUGCGUCUUCCCUAGCUGUGCAGCCACAUACUAUCCGUUUGUUCAGGAACCACCAGUGACAGAACGGAAAAUAUAUCCUGAAGAUAUGGCCUUUGGAGCUUCCACUUUUCCACCUCAGUAUUUAUCUUCUGAGAUAACUCUUCAUCCAUAUGCCUACUCUCCCUACACCCUGGACUCCACGCAAAGCGUCUGCUCAGUGCCUGGCUCCCAGUGUGCCUAUAACCAACCCAGUUGUUACCGAAGUUUUCAGACGGUGAAACCCCGGAAUGAGCACAUGUGCCCUCUCCCACAAGAAACGAAAGCUCUGUUGAAGAAAAAAACCUAUGAUGAGAAAAAAACGUACCAUGAGCAAAAGUUGGAUGGUAAAAGGGUGGAUGGAACUCUGUCAUCUGAGAGCAGCUCAGCUAAAGAGUCACGUCAUUUGUCUGUUCAUGCUGAGAAUACUUUGAAAUCAGAUGCUUAUCAUAAACGAACAGACAGGAAAUCCAGCAUCAUUGCAAAGGGUGGAUCUGCCUCUAAACCUGAGUUUGAAUUUACUAGGUUGGAUUUCCCUGAACUGCAGGGUCCAGAGAACAAUAAUAUGUCAGCAGUACAAAAGCAACCCAAGUGGGGACCUGUCUGCUCCACCUCGACGGACAUUUCUCUUCUAAGAGAAGUGGUAAAAUCAUCUACCUUGUUAUCAGAGGGUGAAAUGGUGGUGAAAAAUAAUCCAGAUGAAUGUGUGACUACUAAUGCUGCCUCCAGUUCCCCUUGUAUGAGAGAGUUAUCUUGGACACCAAUGGGUUAUGUUGUUCGGCAGACAUUAUCUACAGAACUGUCACCAGCCCCUAAAAAUGUUACUUCCACAAUAAACUUAAAGACCAUUGCUUCAUCAGCAGAUCCUAAAAAUGUUAGUUUAUCGUCCUCUGAAGUUUUAUCUUCGGAUCCUUCCUGCAACAAAGAGAAGCACAUUGUUCAUUCUGCAAAAAAGUCCAAAGCAUCACAAGGUAGCAACCUUGAACAAAAUGAAGCCUCAAGAAAGAAUAAGAAAAAGAAAGAAAAGUCUAAAUCAAAAUAUGAAAUCCUGACAGUUCAAGAGCCACCAAGGAUUGAAGAUGCUGAGGAGUUUCCCAACCUGGCAGUUGCAUCUGAAAGAAGAGACAGAGUAGAGUCACCGAAAUUUCAAUCUAAACAGCAGCCACAGGAUAAUUUUAAAAAUAGUGUAAAGAAGAGCCAGCUUCCAGUACAGCUGGAUUUAGGGGGGAUGCUGACAGCACUGGAGAAGCAGCAGCACUCCCAGCAUGCAAAACAGUCCUCCAAACCAGUGGUGUUCUCAGUUGGAGCGGUGCCAGUCCUUUCCAAAGAAGUCUCCUCAGGGGAGAGGGGCCGGCGCUUCAGUCAGCCGAAGACGCCGCACAACCCCUUGGACUCCAGUGCCCCUCUGAUGAAGAAAGGAAAGCAGAGGGAGGUCCCCAAGGCCAAGAAGCCAACCUCACUGAAGAAGAUUAUUUUGAAGGAACGGCAAGAGAGAAAGCAGCAGCGUCUCCAGGAUAAUGCUGUGAGCCCAGCUCUCACCAGCGACGAAGGGCAAGAUGGAGAAAGUGGUAGCAAUGACCAGGCCCCCGAGCAGGUGGACCCCUCAGGUUCAGCGGGGACGGAUGAAUUGGUCUCCUCCACUCCUGCGGUCGAGGGCAAGUCAGAAGAGCCACCAGGCGCAGAGCUCCAGAGGGAUGCGGAGGCCAGCCACCUUGCUCCCGACCAAGCUGCCUUCCCCAAGAUCCACAGCCGUAGAUUCAGGGAUUACUGCAGCCAGAUGCUUAGUAAGGAAGUGGACGCUUGUGUUACGGACCUGCUCAAAGAACUUGUCCGUUUCCAAGACCGUAUGUAUCAGAAAGAUCCAGUCAAGGCCAAGACCAAACGCCGACUUGUGUUGGGGCUGAGGGAAGUUCUCAAACACCUGAAGCUCAGAAAGUUGAAAUGUGUCAUCAUUUCUCCCAACUGUGAGAAGAUACAGUCGAAAGGUGGGCUGGACGACACAUUGCACACCAUUAUCGAUCACGCCUGUGAGCAGAACAUCCCGCUGGUGUUUGCCCUCAACCGCAAAGCUCUGGGGCGCAGUUUGAACAAAGCAGUCCCUGUCAGCGUGGUGGGGAUCUUCAGUUACGACGGGGCCCAGGACCAGUUCCACAAGAUGGUUGAGCUGACGAUGGCGGCCCGGCAGGCGUACAAGACCAUGCUGGAGAACGUGCAGCGGGAGCUGGCGGGCGAGCCUGGGCCUCAGGCCCCUUCCAGCCCCCCAACGCAGAGCCCCAGCUGCUCCGUAGAAGAUAGCCCCGCAGGCCCCGCUGAAAAAGAAGAACCACGCUACAUUGAAAUCUGGAGAAAACAUCUGGAAGCAUACAGUCGAUGUGCCCUGGAGCUAGAUGACUCCUUGGAGGCUUCUACCUCUCAAAUGAUGAACUUGAAUUUAUAGGGAGAGAGUUCUUUCCUGUGUGUCGGUGUUUUUUGGGUAAGGAGGGAGAGGUUUGAAAAAGACUUUGGGGCUUUUUCUUCUCAGUUCUUCAUUGACCUAAUGUAUUUUGUAUGACUCUUGAAUUUGGAAGUUAACCUGCAUGAAAGGGCACGUGAAGCAGCUUCUCAGGCCUUCAAGACUGUGGAGCCCACCCAUACCUACCGUGUGGUCGCUCAGAUACACCAGCAGCAACCUUGUCAUAAAAGCCUGGUGAUACAGCUGUGGCUUUCUGAGCACACUGUGGAUCUGGAAAAUACUGGAAAACAUGGUACUUAGAGUAUUUGGGCUGCUAAGGAAACUUCCUUUCCGUUGCAGAAUAGCUGAGCCGAGUGAGUUUGCAGAAAGCUGGUGCUAUGCUCCUGCCAGCGGGGGACAGGCCACGGGCACCAUUGCCUCCAGGGCAGGAGCACGGUCCUGCAGGAAGCCACCUGACAGAUGGCUAUAGGGACGCUGGCGUCAGAGCAAGAGGGCUGUGGGGAAAGGCUCUUUCUCAGGGGAUGUAGCUUUUCAGCUUCAAGAUUUGGGGAUACUUGGAGGAUUUGCUAAAAUGAGCCUCAGAGAAAAAUUUGGUUUUCUAACCUGUGACAUUUUGACAUGAAAUAUUCCUUUCGGUCUUUAUUUUUCAAAGAAACAAUGUGUAUUGAAGUUCCUAGAUUUCAGUUUAAUAAUCUACAAAUCUUUUCUUUCUUAAAUGCACAUAUUUUGAAUGUGAUUUCUGUCUUAGAGGACAGGAGGACAGAGUUGACUUUCAUAUUUUCCUUGAAAGUAAGAGGGCUUAUUUAUUUUGAAUAAAGAGUUAUUAUUUAAUUUUGUUUCGGACUCUGGUGA
Molecule: messenger RNA, 3541 nt
Organism: Propithecus coquereli (Coquerel's sifaka)
Lineage: Eukaryota; Metazoa; Chordata; Mammalia; Primates; Indriidae
Gene: SECISBP2
Product: SECIS binding protein 2
Exons: 17
Coding region: 104-2674 (856 amino acids)
Biological process (GO): selenocysteine incorporation
Cellular component (GO): ribonucleoprotein complex
Molecular function (GO): selenocysteine insertion sequence binding; mRNA 3'-UTR binding; ribonucleoprotein complex binding
Source: RefSeq, a predicted model, not a curated record